Colossoma macropomum (tambaqui) is the source of this 2843-nucleotide messenger RNA. It is a transcript of the gene dpagt1, whose product is annotated as dolichyl-phosphate (UDP-N-acetylglucosamine) N-acetylglucosaminephosphotransferase 1 (GlcNAc-1-P transferase). The transcript is spliced from 9 exons. Gene Ontology annotation, cellular component: membrane. Gene Ontology annotation, biological process: protein N-linked glycosylation; dolichol-linked oligosaccharide biosynthetic process. Gene Ontology annotation, molecular function: UDP-N-acetylglucosamine-dolichyl-phosphate N-acetylglucosaminephosphotransferase activity. The coding region runs from base 834 to 2054 and encodes 406 amino acids. The record is from RefSeq and is a predicted model, not a curated record. NCBI's taxonomy places the organism in Eukaryota, Metazoa, Chordata, Actinopteri, Characiformes, Serrasalmidae.
ACGCCGAGGUCUUCCGUUUCAGUGUUCAGUAAAAUUGAAGCCGAAAGAAGAUUCGUCCGUGUAUUUUAGAUCGAUUUUGUAUGUUGAGUUUUACGCUCGAAUAUGCAGUUGUUUGUGUUUUAUUUGCCUGGAAAGAUUUUUAUGAAAGGUCAGACUAUGCAGCGUUCAUGUUGACGGAAGUAGACGUGGAGUUUUCAGUUUGUCCGGCGGCUCGGCUGGAAACAGCGACGUUUCUGUCAAAUGUAGCUGAAUUUUCAAGAGUUAGCGUUUAGCUACGUUAAUCUUUGGGUUAUAAACCAUAAUCGUUCACGCAACUCUAUAGUCUGCUUUCUGUAAUUUAGCAAUGCACGCUUUUAACGAGGAAUACCUGAAACACGGUGAACUUAUUGCUGUGGGAGCUAGUUAGCUAGCUACAUUAGCUUGAACUGUCAUUCAUUAAUCUGAUGACUGCUCUGUUGAGCGGCUGAGUUACAGCUUGCUGAAAAUUCAUGAAGCAGUUGUGGUUUAAAACAACGAAAGAGGUCGUACAUUAGCUCUUGCUAUUUUGUUAAGAUGUCCUUAGAACUACUUUCGUCUACUUUAGGAUUUAUAAGCAUAUUAACUAAAGUUGGUAGUUCAAUAGUCUGACAGACGUAACCGACAGACAGGAGUCUGCCUGUGUUUUCUCUGAAUAGAAGGCUUGAAAGCUUCAUAGUCGUGUUCGGUGAAGGAAAAAUGUUUAUGUACUGACAAGGAACUCACUAACUUUUCUCUCGAACUUAAACGGUCCGCAUCGCUCUGUCCAAGCUAUAUUACAGUAAUAGGUAAAGUAAUAGUUUUAGUUAAAUUGAAAAAUGUCUCCCAUUCCCAUCCUCCCCCUUAUUAUCAACUGCUGCAUGUCUGCUCUUGGGUGUGUUGCGACACUCAAGCUCAUUCCAGCCUUCAAGGAGCAUUUCAUAUCUGCCAGGCUCUAUGGCCUGGACAUGAACAAAACAAGCAAAAAACAAGUGCCAGAGUCUCAAGGUGUGAUCAGCGGCACAGUCUUCCUCAUCAUCCUCUUCCUCUUCAUUCCUGUGCCUUUCCUUGGUUGCUUCGUGGGAGAGCAGUGUCGUAGCUUUCCACACAAUGAGUUUGUGCAGCUGAUUGGUGCAUUGUUGGCCAUCUGCUGCAUGAUCUUCCUUGGGUUUGCUGAUGAUGUGCUAAACCUGCGAUGGAGACACAAGCUGUUGCUGCCCACAAUGGCCUCACUGCCUCUCCUCAUGGUCUACUUUACCAACUUCGGCAACACUGUCAUAGUGGUGCCCAAACCGUUCCGGGCCCUGCUGGGGAUGCAUCUGGAUCUAGGUAUCCUGUAUUAUGUAUAUAUGGGCAUGCUAGCUGUGUUCUGCACUAAUGCCAUCAACAUCCUGGCUGGCAUCAACGGCAUUGAGUCUGGACAGGCCCUCUUCAUCUCUGGCUCCAUCAUCAUCUUCAAUGUACUGGAGCUCAACGGAGACUACAGAGAUGACCAUGUUUUCUCUUUGUACUUCAUGAUCCCUUUCUUUUUCACCACGCUGGCCCUGUUCUACCACAACUGGUACCCCUCUUCAGUAUUUGUAGGAGACACGUUCUGUUACUUUGCUGGGAUGACAUUUGCUGUAGUGGGCAUUCUCGGCCAUUUCAGCAAGACCAUGCUGCUAUUCUUCAUCCCCCAAGUCGUAAACUUCAUAUAUUCUCUGCCUCAGCUGUUCCGCAUAGUCCCAUGUCCUAGACAUCGUUUGCCCAGAUUGCAGGCGGACACUGGAAAGCUUGGCAUGAGCUACUCUAAGUUUAAACAGAAGGACCUUGGCAAAUUAGGACAGCUUAUUAUAAAGGUGGCAGAAGUGUUAUGGCUGCUAGACGUGCGCAGGGGUCAGGAGGGAGAUGAUGAGUUUAUUGAGUGCAAUAACAUGACCCUAAUUAACCUGGUGCUGAAGAUACUAGGCCCCACACAUGAAAGAAACCUCACAGCCAUUAUGCUCUUAAUACAGGUCUUGGGGAGUGUGAUUGCUUUCGGAAUCAGGUAUCAUCUGGUUCGGCUCUUCUAUGAUGUCUAGCCCUCGCCACACAGAACGCAUAAGAGCAACAGGGACUUCCCUCCUGAAACAACAUUACUGUAUUUCUAACAACGGAUUAAGAGCAAUUCUGAAUGGCUGCAAGUCAGCCUCUCAUUUACCACUUGCCUGAGGAUCUGUUUACAGUGUCAUACAAUUCAAGCACUGUGUUAACACUUCCAUAUGUGAAGGUGCACAGUCAAGCCUUUCAGCAUCAUGGUUCAAUCGUCUUGGACAGAAGGGCAACAGUCAAAAUAAUUCUGAAAUGUACCAAUUCUAAUACAGUAAUGAAGUGGGAUAAAUGAGCAUCACAUUAACUCUGUCCGAACUAUUUAGCCUAUGGCAGAAGCAAUACUGAAGGAAUAUAGAAACAUUGCUAUUUCAGAGACAAACUGCCUGGCAAAUGUAAUUGUUUGAAUGAGUAAAUAAAAAGGUAGGACCACUGAAGUACUUCAGCAUUAAAUUUUAUGCCUGCAGUGAUUUCUUUCACUUAGUAAUCCCUAUUCAUUAUUUUUGCACUUGGAAGUGCAAGAGGACUAAAUCUGAAAGCUUGUAGUACAAUCUCAUUUACAUUGUACUCAAGUAAAAGUGCAAAAUGUGGAUUAAAAAAUAAGUAUAGUACAGUACAUAUCAACAGUAACCUCCCAUCUCUAAAUUCUGUUUUGAUGGACUGUAGUUUGGAAAUGUGAGUAGUUUUUCUGGGGUCUUGCCUGUAGGGUCUGGGUUUUUCAGAACACAUUUUAGCCUGAAUGCUGAGCAGCACAAAGCGAAAUAUAUUUGUUGUUACCUGAA